Messenger RNA from Lathyrus oleraceus (garden pea), 453 nucleotides. RefSeq lists its product as uncharacterized. The record is from RefSeq and is a predicted model, not a curated record. The transcript has a single exon. NCBI's taxonomy places the organism in Eukaryota, Viridiplantae, Streptophyta, Magnoliopsida, Fabales, Fabaceae. The coding region runs from base 1 to 453 and encodes 150 amino acids.
AUGUGGAUCACAGAGUAUCUGACCCCCCAUGUGAUUUUGGGUCCAAGUGAAAUAGAAAACUACAUUGAUGAGGAUGAGGUACAACGUACUAGUUUUAGUCAACCUAAUGCUGAAGUGAAUGAGGAUGAGGGUAAUGUUACUGAGGGUAAUGUUGAUGUCAGUGAGCCUGAAGUUGAAGUCAAUAAGCCUAAUAUUAGUGAGCCUGAAGCUGAAGUCAAUGAGCCUAAUGUUAGUGAGCCUGAAGUUGAAUUCAAUGAGCCAAAUGUUAGUGAGCCUGAAGUUGAAGUCAAUGAGCCUAAUGUUAGUGAUCAUAAUGUCAAUGAAGCUAAUAUUGAAGUUAAUAAUGAACAAGCUGAAUUGAAUGACGAUGAUUAUGUUGCAAGUGAGUUUAGUGAGUAUAUUGAUAGUGAUGAAAUUAAUGGGGCUAGUGAAGAUUCUGGUGAGAUGAAUUAG